Molecule: messenger RNA, 3186 nt
Organism: Notechis scutatus (mainland tiger snake)
Lineage: Eukaryota; Metazoa; Chordata; Lepidosauria; Squamata; Elapidae
Source: RefSeq, a predicted model, not a curated record
AUGGCUGAGCAGGGCUUAGGUCGCAAGUCUGAGCGGGGCAGCCGUGGCUCGGCUGGGCCAGAAAGCCCUGCCUCUGCCAGGGGCUCUUCUAAGGUUUCCUUUUUCCUGAAAAGUACCUCAGAUUCAAAGCCAGUUUCCGAGAGCUCGCACAAGUUCUCCCUGAUGUUAAACGCCUCCCCGGACUCGAACACCUUCUUUGCUUUUAGCAGGUCGGGGUCUGAUGCCUCUGACCUAAACCUGCUUGACCGGGCAGAGAAAGGCUCUUUCUCUUUUCCCAGCCAGGAUUCUGCGGCCACCACCUCCCUUCUUUCUUUUUCAUUAGUGCACUCCGGCUUGCCACGCUCCUCCAGAGACGAGCCAAUGCUUAACGAAAGAGGAGCUUUAAGUAGCUCUUUUGUGUCCAUUACCAAAGCGGCCACAGCGACAGUCCCAGAAGCCAGGCCUGCUCAUAGGUUAAUACCCCAUCGGCCUUCUUCUAAAAUUUCCUCUAUCCCUGAACAAAUCAAGAAACAUAUCCUGCCCUUUUAUGUCACCUUGGAACAGCUCAAAUCUGUGAAGGACUUAAUGGGGGCAGCCUUGGAAAAGGGCCUCAAGCAGAAGGACAAAGCAACCAGUUACUUACCUAUGUUGCCAACUUACGUUUCUGCUUUGCCCGAUGGUAGUGAGAGAGGGGAUUUUCUGGGACUAGAGUUGAGUGUUAAUCAGGUGAAAGUCUUGCUGUUACAACUGACGGAUAAUGUUGUUGAACCAAUGGUGGUGAAAAAAAAGAAUUUCUCAUUUCCUGAGAAGAUCUUGAUUGGCAAUGGACUGCAGGUUUUUGAAUUCAUGGCUCAAUGCCUGAGCACAUUUUUGGGUGGACUUAACUUAAACAAGAAAUAUUUCCCACUGGGUUUCUCCUUCCCCUUCUCUUGUGAUCAUACUGCAGUGAACCAGUGUAAACUGAUCAGAUGGACAAAGGAUUUCCGAUGGCCAGGUGUGGAGGGGAAAGAUGUGACCAAAUUGCUCCAAACUGCUAUCAAUGAGAAUUGCAAGAAUUACCAAAUAGAGGUCCUUGCUAUUGUGAAUGAUACUCUGGGAGAUUUGAUGAGCUGUUCUUCUACUGUCAGGCCAUGUCAAAUAGGAGUAAUGAUAGAUGCUGGCACUAACUGUUGUUAUAUGGAAGAUACAGACUGCAUACCAGGAAGCACACAGGAACCUAGGGGACAUAUGUACAUAAACACAGAAUGGGGGUCCUUUGGGAGUAAUGGAGAAUUGAAUGAGGAAGUAACAGAGUUUGACUUGUUGGUAGAUAAAGAAUCCAUGGAUCAAGGAAAAUGCAGGUUUGAGAAGAUGACCAGUUCCUAUUACGUGCGUGAGAUUGUCCGAAUUAUUUUGGCUAAUCUGUCUGGGAAUGCUGAAUUAUUCAAUGGUGUUCUGACUCCCACAUUAUUAAUCAAGGGGAAGCUGACACUGCAAGACAUUGUGGAGGUCACAGAUGAUAAAGUGGGCCUUGCCAAAACCAAAAGUUUUCUUAGUCGUCUUGGACUAGUGGCAAGCAAUCAAGAUUGUUUCCAUGUGCAAGAAAUAUGCAAAGCUGUAUACACCCGUUCUGCCAAACUCUCUGCUGCUGGAUUGGCUGCCAUUCUCGCACAUAUUCAUGAACAACAGCAGCUCCCAGAGAGGAAGAUCUGUCUCAUGAGUGGGGACUUGUACAAGAGCUAUCCAUUGUACAGUGAGAUACUACAGCAAACCCUGAAAGAGCUGGUUCCUGAAUGUUCUGUCAAAUUUAUCCCAUCAGAUGAAGGCAGUAUCUUAGGGGCUGCCAUAGUGGCAGCUGUAGAAGCGAAGCUUAGAAACCAUCGAGAGGGACUGGCUCAAGUUCUGGCUCCUUUUAAGCUUUCAAUUGUAGAUCUUGAAAGAUUACGGAAUGGAAUCAGACAAGAGAUGGAUAACGGCCUGUCAAAGGCACCCAACAAGAAAAGUUGUCUACGCAUGUUGCCCACUUUCGUCUGUUAUUUGCCUGAUGGCUCUGAGAGAGGGGAUUUCCUGGCACUGGAUCUAGGUGGAACCAAUUUCCGAGUAUUGAUGGUACACGUGAAGAGCCAAGAGGAGGGUGGUGUGCACAUCAUCAAUGAGAUUUACGCCAUUCCACCAGAAAUAACCCAAAGUACUGGGGCACAGCUUUUUGACCACAUUGUGAAUUGUAUGGUGGAUUUUCAUGCUAAGCACGGGAUGUCUGAAAAUGCUCUACCACUCGGUUUCACUUUUUCCUUUCCAUGCAAUCAAAUAAGCCUGGAUAAGGGCAUCUUGCUGAGAUGGACUAAGGGCUUCAGUGCCACUGACUGUGUAGGAGAAGAUGUUGUGAAUUUGUUGCGGGAUGCAGUACAGCGUCAGAAGACUAUUGAUGUAGAUGUGGUUGCCUUAGUGAAUGACACAGUGGGAACAAUGAUGUCAUGUGCCUACUUAGACCGUAACUGUGAAGUUGGUCUUAUUGUUGGAACUGGAUGCAAUGCUUGCUAUAUGGAAGAAAUGAGAAAUGUGGGCACCUUGGAUAGUAAUGAUGGCAGAAUGUGCAUCAAUAUGGAAUGGGGGGCAUUUGGAGAUGAUGGCUGUCUUGAGCACUACAUAACGCCUUAUGAUGACAUAGUGGAUAAAGAAUCUCUCAAUUCUAGCCAACAAAGAUUUGAGAAGAUGAUUAGUGGCAUGUAUUUGGGUGAGAUAGUGCGCUAUGUUCUGUUGGAGUUAGCAUCUCGCAAUAUCCUCUUUAAGGGUCAUGAGUUAAAAGGACUUAACAACAAAGGCAUCUUUCCCACUAAAUUAUUAUCAGACAUUGAGAAUGACAGCCAAAGCCGCCAACAUGUUUAUCAGCUCCUGGAAGGGCUGGGGUUGCCCGUUUCUCCCGAGGAUGCCAAAGUGGUGAAGGAAGUGUGUCAUACCGUGACUUCACGAGCUGCUAUGAUGUGUGCAGCUGGAGUGGCAGCCGUUGUAGAAAAGAUUCGAGAAAAUAAGCGCAUGACAAAGCUGGAGGUGACGGUUGGCGUGGAUGGGACAGUAUACAAGAUGAAUCCUUACUUUGCAAAAAAACUUCAGGAUACAGUAGCUCUGCUGGCUCCAAGCUGCAAUGUCAAAUUCUUAUUGUCGGAGGAUGGCUCAGGAAAGGGAGCUGCACUCAUUGCUGCUGUGGCCUGCCGUACAAAGAUGUCUUAA